Aphis gossypii (cotton aphid) is the source of this 1488-nucleotide messenger RNA. RefSeq lists its product as uncharacterized. NCBI's taxonomy places the organism in Eukaryota, Metazoa, Arthropoda, Insecta, Hemiptera, Aphididae. The transcript has 6 exons. The record is from RefSeq and is a predicted model, not a curated record. Bases 129 to 1247 code for a protein of 372 amino acids. Gene Ontology annotation, biological process: sensory perception of taste. Gene Ontology annotation, cellular component: membrane.
UGGUAAAAGACCUAUAAGUUUAAGCCGCAUGACUGUAAUAUCAUAAAAUACCGAAUAUUUCAAUUGAAACUUAUGCAUCUAAUUCUUUUUAUGACUACAUCGUUCAGUAUACUUAUUUUUUAUUAAAAAUGUCGAUCGCGACUAAAGAUUUCUACGAAGAUAUAAGAUCAACUUUGAUGCUGUACAAAAUUAUGGGGCUAACGAGCCUCAAAAAUGUAUUUUAUGGUCGAAUAGACUUUCAAUGGGGAAUAAAUCUUAUAUGGCCAUUGAUAAUGUACGUAACGCCAUGCUAUUUGUUGAUGUUGAAAGCCAUAAGAAAUCCGACGGCCACCCUAUGGUUUUGGACGGUUAAUUUUAUAUUGAGGGAAUUUCUAAGCCAACUGACAUCCAUCUACGUCGACAUACGUUUGCCAAAAAUCAUUGAGAACACAAAUCGGUUCGACUCUAAAUAUGGUCGGCCCACGGAGCAAAGAACGGGUCCUCGUUACUACGUGAUUGCCUAUCUGGGAUGUACGUUGACGUUGCUUACAUGCGGUUGCAUUGAUAUUUUGCUUAACAAAAUGUCGGCAAAAGUGUUCUAUGAGUCGAUUUUGAGGUACAUGACUUCGAUAUUUCCACUGCUGUACUUGCUGUUCUGCGACGAGAUGUGCAUCCGUUUCCGGUCGUUGAGGACGCGGUGGCGCAUGGAGGUGGCCAAGGUGCUCGCGUCCAUGCCGCGGACUACGUGUCAAGUACUGGAGUCAGAGCGGCUGGCGCACGCUCAGCUCUGCGAUCUCGUCGAGGAGGUGCGCGUAGCGUUCGGACCCCGACUCACCACCUACCUGCUUUUCGUGUUCCUCGAACAUCUGGCCCGGUUCUACUUUGACACGUACGUGAUGCCCACUUACAGGUACAAGCACUCAGCGCUGGAGAACAAGGGCGUCAGUAUGCUGGAAUCAUUAAUGUUCCUGGGGCAUGCUUGGAUCGGUACAUACCUGGUCGCCUAUCUGUCAGAUACGCUCACCGAAUCUAGCAAAGAAAUAAUAACAGACUUAAGAAAUAUACCGAUAUGGAAAUUACCUCAAGACUGCUCUGAACAGGUUACUUUCUUCAUGUCUCAAGUACAAAAUUCCCAAACCGUUAUAACAGCUUCUGGUCUAUUCACGGUCAAUAAAACUAUUCUAUCAUCUAUAAUUAUAUCAUUGGCUACGUACAUUAUUGUACUCAUUCAAUUGGCGCCGGACUUAGGACGCGUAUUUAUCGAAUAAAUUAUAAAAUAUCAAUACCUAAUAAUAAUCAUAAGUUACGAAUACAUUUAGAAAUGUAAUUUUACUAAACAAUAACACACUCGCUUACUUCCCACGCACACGGUGGCAACUCAGCCGAUGCACUCUUUGGGGCACGCCCAUGAAAUAAUGAAAAAUAAAAACACGUCUCGAGGAAUUUUUCGUACACUUCAGGCAUUCAUUGCCCUUCAGAAAAUUCAUAUUAACAAUCACCAUCACAUAU